Messenger RNA from Lutra lutra (Eurasian river otter), 2828 nucleotides. RefSeq names its product calcineurin like phosphoesterase domain containing 1 (gene CPPED1). The transcript is spliced from 4 exons. Gene Ontology annotation, molecular function: hydrolase activity. NCBI's taxonomy places the organism in Eukaryota, Metazoa, Chordata, Mammalia, Carnivora, Mustelidae. The record is from RefSeq and is a predicted model, not a curated record. Bases 132 to 1073 code for a protein of 313 amino acids.
GCCCCACGCGCCGGCCCUGCCGCCCCGCCCUGAGCAGAGGGCGCCGCCCCGAGGGGGGCAGGACAGGCCCGGCGGUUGGGCUGUGUGGCGUCCAGCCGCUCCGUCCCACGGGAGGCAGACACUCGCUCGCCAUGUCGGCUGCGGAGGCGGUGGGUGUUUUCCGCCGAGCCAGGGGCAGGACCCUAGACGCGUUUCUCUCAGAAAAGGAAAGGGAAUGGAAAGGCCCGUUCUACUUCAUCCAAGGCGCAGACCCACAGUUUGGACUAAUGAAGGCCUGGUCCACUGGGGACAGUGACAGUGGUGGUGACGAGUGGGGGCAGGAGAUCCGUCUCACUGAGCAAGCUGUUGAGGCCAUCAACAAGUUGAAGCCCAAACCCAAGUUCUUUGUUCUCUGUGGGGACCUCAUCCAUGCCAUGCCAGGGACGCCGUGGCGGAAGGAGCAGACCGCGGACCUGCAGCGGGUGCUGGCGCGCGUGGACCGUGACAUCCCGCUGGUGCUGGUCAGCGGCAACCACGACGUAGGCAACACCCCCACGCCCGAGACUGUGGCAGAGUUCCAGCAGACCUGGGGGGACGACUAUUUCAGCUUCUGGGUCGGGGGCGUCCUGUUCCUCGUCCUCAACUCCCAGUUCUGGUACGAUGCCUCCCAGUGCCCCGCCCUGAAGCAGGCACAGGACCAGUGGCUGGACCAGCAGCUGAGCGUCGCAGGCCGGCGCCAUUGCCAGCACGCCGUCGUCUUCCAGCACAUCCCGCUCUUCCUCCGCAGCAUCGACGAGGACGACGACUACUUCAACCUCACCAAGUCCGUGCGGAAGGAGGUGGCCAACAAGCUCACCAGAGCAGGUGUCACAGCUGUGUUCUCAGGCCACUACCACCGGAAUGCCGGAGGCACCUACCAGAACCUCGACAUGGUGGUGUCAUCAGCCAUCGGAUGCCAGCUGGGCCAAGACACCCACGGGCUCCGAGUCGUGGUGGUCACCGCAGAGAAGAUCAUUCACCGAUACUACAGUUUGGAUGAGCUGAGUGAAAAGGGGAUAGAAGCCGAUCUCAUGGGCCUGAUGGAGGAAAAGUGACUGCCACUGACAGUCUGUUCACGGUUCACUUCCACUGGUUUCUUACUUUGCCAGGAAUUGCCACUGCGCAUGGCCCCCUGUUGAAAUAUAAAAGUAUUCUAGGCAGAUCUGUGUCCUUUUGCAUCAUUCAGAGAGCUGAGUCCUAUCAUCCUACCCUAAGUUAUAUUCAAAAUAGAGCUGCCCUCCCUUUUAAAAAGUGGGGAGUGGGGGAAGCCUGAAAACAAAGGAAUAAAUGGAGUCAGAGUCUCGCUGCCUCGGUGUUUGAGUCAAUCCUCCUAAUGAUGUGUUUCUCAGCUCCGCUUGGGAAGUCGAUCGCUUCCCAGUCGCUACUGGGAAGUGUGGUAAAAAUCUGCCUGUCGCCCUCCAUCCCACCUUGGUAUCCAGGUGUGGUGUUUGAUAAUUCCGUGAACAAACCACGUCUGAUUGUCUUAGUUUGUGUCCACGACUCCCAGAAUGCCAAACAAAAACAAAGGUCAUCGCCUUUCCUUCCUGAUGAAACAGAUCACUGUGUCCCGUUAGCAGAGCCGCGUGGGUUUCUUUGUACAAGGAGCUGAGUAGACAACACUUGCUAUUAAAUUUUGACCCUCCUGCUGUUGUCACGAUGCCGUCGAUGCUAGUCCGAGUUGAAUCUGCCUUCCGGGAGACAAGAAGCCUCCUUGGCCCACACAUUGGCCGUCUCUAAAAGCCUCCCCCAGAGACGAGAACUGAAGCCCCCCAAGAGCCGUCUCUCAGUCCAUCUGAGUUUGUUCACGGUCACGUCCAGCAGCGCAGGAGGUCCACAGGUGGGCAUUCUUGUGCAGUGGAAAUGGCCCUCCACUUACAGGCCUCUUCGCCAUGUCCCCUCGGACAGAAAAGGGGGCAUCAAGGCGGAGUUCUGAAUAGAAACAGAGCAGAAACCCUGGUGGGGGCAGAAAUGGUGCGUUCAGCCCCGUGACCUAAAUUAGCACCGACUUUGAUGAUACGAACGAGGGGGUACAGUGCCCCUUGACAAAGGAGCGGGGGUGGUUUAAAGUCAGCACCGUUGUUAUGGGAGCUCCCUUGCCGCCACUUCUCUGCGUCUGCAGACAGCCGUGUGAGUGCCCCUGUUACCCCACCCGGCGGGGACCCUCAAGCACUCCCUCCUGCCAGGAACAUCUCAGCACCAGGCCGUGACAGCGCCGUCAGACCCAAACGACCAGCUACAAACGAACUUUCAAAGUCCAUUAAAUCAGAAGACUUCCUUGUUAAGAAGUUUUCGUCGAUGUAGCAAAACCGUGAGACAUGAAAUAGAAGGAUAAUUGGAUAUGUAAAUUCCUAAGAAACAAAAGACAGGAAGUUAAUUAUGCGACAGGUCAGUGAUGCGCCCGAGCUCAUUGUGUUUGGCACAGGAAAAUUUUUUUAAAAUUUCAAAAUUAGAACGCCCCUGUUUUAGUAUUUUGCCGCAGUCUGGUUUCCCAUUCAUUUUUCUUGACAACAGGUGUGGAUCGAAGAGGUCAGGAACAGGAGUUCAGUAUAAGGUAAUAAGCCACACGUCUGGGGCCUGGCUUGUGCUGACUUUCAGAGUCAGACGCCAGAGUCGUCUGUGCAGGUGUGGGGCUGCUGGGGGCACAGGGAAGAGGAAUCCCAAAGGACCAAUGGGGCCCUCUGCAUUGAGUGAUGUACUCAAGGGGCUCAGCAGACUGGGGCACUUGAGUUGCGGGGAGCAGAGUGGAGAGAAUUCAGAGUAAUGGAAAUGAAACUUCUAAGUCCCCUUCCCCACAAACCUGAUACGUAAAA